Anopheles nili is the source of this 6910-nucleotide messenger RNA. RefSeq lists its product as uncharacterized. Lineage: Eukaryota; Metazoa; Arthropoda; Insecta; Diptera; Culicidae. Gene Ontology annotation, molecular function: synaptic receptor adaptor activity; ionotropic glutamate receptor binding. The record is from RefSeq and is a predicted model, not a curated record. The transcript has 14 exons. Bases 155 to 4834 code for a protein of 1559 amino acids. Gene Ontology annotation, cellular component: dendritic spine; postsynaptic density; postsynaptic membrane.
AUAUAACAAAAGAAACUAAUUGCUGCCUAAAAUCUUCAAAAAAAAUUUCUAUAAACAAUGGAUUAACAUCGAAACGAUUGUAUUUUCUGAGUGGUAUAAUAAGUAUCCAAGUGGCCUUUCGUCGCGGCUACUUAUCUCAAAGGCAUCCUCAACAAUGGAUACAAUGACGUUCGACGAUGAGCCUCCGCCUGAACCAAGAGAAGGAUGGCUGCUUGUGCGUGUUUUCGUCCCUGAGCUCAAUGUCCACAAAAGUCUCCAAUUCCCGUCGGACAAAAUUGUGUGGGAUGUGAAACAGCAGUGUCUAGCAUCGUUACCUAAGGUGGCCUACUGGUUUUGGGAACUGAAAGAAAGUUUCAACUAUGGUUUAUUCAGCCCGCCAUCUAACGGUAAAGCCGGUAAAUUCCUGGAUGAAGAGCGUCGUUUAGGAGAUUACCCAUUCAACGGACCAGUCGGUUAUUUGGAGCUGAAGUACAAACGGCGUGUCUAUAAGAUGUUGAAUAUGGAUGAACGCCAAUUGAAAGCGUUACAUACUCGCGCUAAUUUGCGACGCUUCAUCGAGUGUAUCAACAGCGGGCUGGUGGAAAAGAUAGCCAAGAUGUGUGCCAAAGGACUGGAUCCAAAUUUUCAUUGUCAUGAAACAGGAGAAACGCCACUUACCAUUGCCACAGGGUCUAAGAAACCAAACAAGCUACUAAUAGCGUUGGUCAAUGGUGGUGCCUUACUCGACUAUCGAACACGCGAUGGUGCCACUGCCCUGCAUCGAGCCGUUGAACGCGACAGUCUGGAAGCAGUCAGCACUCUAUUGGAGCUAGGAGCAUCACCAAAUUAUCGAGAUACAAAAGGCUUAACCCCUGUCUAUUUAUCCGUAAUUCGCAAAACGGAUCCGAAAAUCAGUGAAGUGUUAUUGCAUGAUCAUGCCACGCUUGGCAUUCAAGAUAGUCAAGGAUGGCAGGAAGUACAUCAGGCUUGUCGGAACGGGUUAGUUCAUCAUUUGGAACAUUUAUUGUUCUACGGUGCUGAUAUGGAUGGUCAAAACGCUUCCGGCAAUACGCCGCUGCAUGUUUGCGCUGUUAACAAUCAGGAGGCUUGCGCUAGAAUGCUACUCUUUCGUGGUGCCAACAGAGGCGCAUUAAACUAUGCCAACCAGACACCGUACCAGGUUGCUGUAAUUGCUGGCAAUUUAGAAUUGGCAGAGAUGAUACAAAAUUAUAAGAUCGAAGAUAUAGUCCCAUUCCGUGGACCGCCUCGAUAUAAUCCACGUCGUCGAUCUGGCCUUGGCUGGGGCUCGACUCUAUCUCGCAUUUAUGGAGGACCACCUUCGCCCUGCCCGUCCGAACACCCAUUCAGUUCCGCUAGCUCCAGUCUAUCAGAAGGGUCCAGUCAAAGAAGCCAUGAAGACGACAUCAGUAUUGUAACAGACAAAAGCCUUGGAGAUACAAGUGAUAUUAUCAGCGAUUCUUCUGGCGUCGGUACAAAUUCUGAUAGCGCAGCUUGUUCGAUAGGUCAUCCAAGUACAACAGUAGUCUGUAUGGAAGGCUACGAUACGGGAUUAUCAGGACACAUUCAUAUACAACCCGGUGAUGUAAUAGAAGUAGUAGGCUCAACCGAUUGUGGCCUGUUGGAAGGUUUCGUACGAGGUACCAACAAGACGGGCUUUUUUCCCGCCAACUGUGUACAAGAAGUGCAAUUCCGACAAAAGAGCAUCGUAAAUGUUUCCACUUCAACCCCUCAUCAUCAUUAUCUAAUAAACACGAGUAGCAAUGAAAUUGUCACUCAUGAUUUAAAGCAGCAACUCCAAUUCCAACAAAAACAGGCCCAACAACAACAUCAACAGCAAGCUUCUCUCGAUCAGCAACAGCAGCAUCAACAGCAAUACAAUAGCCAAACCGCACCAAGGAUAAAAAAAUCAAUUAUCGGAGAACCCCGAACGGUAGUUCUGCAUCGUGCCAAACGUGGUUUUGGAUUUAUUUUGCGUGGAGCGAAAGCCUCUUCUCCAUUAAUGCAACUUAAACCAUCACCACGGUGUCCUGCUUUGCAAUAUUUGGAUGAUGUGGAUCCUGGAGGUGUAGCAGAUAUGGCUGGCCUAAAGCCAGGCGAUUUCUUAUUAGCGAUCAACAACGAAGACGUAACCUGCGCAUCUCACGAGCAUGUAGUUGAUUUGAUUCGUAAUUCUGGUUCUCUUGUAUCUAUGACGGUUGUAACGCUUUCCCAGAAUUUAAUCAAUUCAAUGAUGUUAGAUUCGUGUGAGGUUGGAAGUCAACAUUCAUCUGGAUCAGGCUUAAGUACGCCGGUAUCGUCUCGACAAUGUUCCACGCUUCCACGGCGUAUGAAUGGCGGACUACCGGGAAAUAACUAUAAGCAACCCGCACCGAUGCCCCCACGUCGGGACCCCAAAACAACACUAAGCGUUGGGCGUGCUCGGGCCAAAUCAAUGGUAGCCGGGUUAGAAGGUGGUGGUGAAAAAGGUGUCGAUGACGAUGAUCUACUAAAUGCGACCAAAUCUACUUCGGCAGAAUCCAUCCAUCACGCGCAGACGCAACUAUUACAGACACAACAAAGCCACUCAGCCAUGGGGACGCCUACACAGGCAGGUCCCGGAACGCCGGUUCAGCCGCGCACGGCAAGCAUUAAAUCACGACCAACGUCCAGUCGAAUAACGGCCGCCGAACUAGAGGAAUUGUUCCAACGUCAACAAGGAGCUGACGCGUAUCGCUGUUCCAUGCUAAUGUCUAGUUCACGAUUCCAGUCAACAGGAUUCGAUAGUGGUGCUGGCACACCACCAAUGUCUCCUCAAAAGGGACCCAUUGUAUACGCUAGUGUAGCUGAAAUGAAGCGUAAAAAGUCGUCUAAAACAGGAAUUGGAUCACUCAAAGGACGGCCAAUUCCUAUUCCGCAGAUCGGAGCAGAUUUAAAGCGUACGUUUCACAGCACGCCAGAUUUGGCCUCAAUGGCUUCGUCCAAUCAGAACGGUGGAAUCUCAACAAUGUUGCUUCAAGGAAAUGGGUACGGUACUGGUUCACAACUAGCAAUCAAUGCAAACGGAUGGUACAACACUGUAGGGCACAAGGGUCAUCGAUCUCAGGACGACAUGCACAGUUUGCACAUGUCGCUACAAAGACUGAACCUUCCCCCACCUAAUCACCCACCACCACCACCACCAAUUGGGCAAGUUGUAAAAGUGGAUAUUUCGCGUGGAUCUGAGUACGAGUGUCUGACUGCUCUACGGAAACACAUUGCCCAGAAAGCCAAAGUACAAUCCCAAGUUAAAGAAGCGGAAAUUAUGUCCAGCUUCAAACCUGCCUCGAAUGCGAAGCUAUAUGCUUCCCCGCAGGAUAUUCGCAAUGUCGGUUAUCGUACAGUUAAUGUGAUUGGUGCUAGUCCAUCACUCACCGGAACAACAACGGCAAUGCUUGCGGCGAAUAAUGGCUCUGUUACUAGUGGGUCCUCUGCCACCAGCAUCAGCACUAGCGUGGAGAUGAAUCCGGAUUCCACCACAUCAAACAUUACUUCAGCGCCUAGUAUCCAAGCCGGGAACGUAGAAAGUGGCGUAAAUAACGUUACCACUGUAACAAUUGGAAGCGAAAGCGGUUGUGAAAAUGUUGUUGUUAACAACCCAGAUGCGAACCAGUACGCUCAACCUGGACGCCCAGGCCUUGGUGUUCAAAACCAAACAGCUCAACCACAAGCACAUUACAAAUCUGUUCAAAAUAAUGCACCCCCACUUCCAGAGCCGGACUAUAGUCUCAGCGAGUCUGAUCCUGAUGAAGAUAAUUCAGUGCGCUUAGUUCGAACUCUUAAGAAGGCCAAUGGAGAACAAGAAGUGAGCCAGAGUGCAGGAAUGGCAGCUGAAACUAGUGGCAACAGUAAUACAAGUGGUAGCUCAACAGGCUCCAGUUCGAUGCCUCAUUCAUUUUCGGUAGAAGAAAUACAGAAGAUUCGUACAAAAUUAAAGUCUUCAAAGUCAUAUCCCAACGAUUUUCUGCGUCACAAAAAUAGCCAACAUCCAGUCCCUGGCGGUAAUCAUGGGGCUGUGAGUGGAGUUCUAAAUGAGGAAGGUGACAAUUCGUCUUCCGGUGUUAGCAGUGAUCAGGAAGUGACGAUCACGUGCAACGAUGCAACUAAACAAACAAAGCCAUUAGUACCGAAACAGAGCGUUGGAAUCACAAUGAAAUCAAAUAUUAUUUCCACUACCAGUCCAGCCGUUUUAUCUAGCUCUGUCGGUUUUGAACCAAAGAAGGUGAUCGUGCAGUUGGGUGCAAUAAAUCCUCAGGUGAAGCAAAACGAAAGUCCACCGGAACAACGUAGCGAAGCAGAGGAUGACGACGAUGAACAAGUUGGAAAUGAUAGUCCUAGCCCACCGGCAACCGGGUUUCAGCGGCAUAAUUCGUUAACCCGUAAGCAAGCUGCGACACUGGCAGCAAAUCGAGCAAAGGUUAAUCAACAAAACUUGCAACAGAGGCAUGCGGUAACUCUGGCUACACUUCCUCCACCGAUCGAAGCGGGAGAUUCGGAUGAGGCAGAUUCAUGGUCGCAUCACCUUCAAUCUCCAGGAUUAAUUGGAAAUAUCCAGCUGGCGGAAAAUGCCGGCAUGGUAGUACUAGCCCCGCCACCAGAAUUUAGCGACUCCACUGUGAGUCACAUCGCACCAACUCUUCCCGUUAACAUUAGCGGUCAAUCGCACCACUCUCAUCAGCAUUCGCAUCAACAUCAUCAGCACGUUCAUCAUCAUCACCAACACCCCGGGAGUGGAGUGAUGGGAGGACAUAAUCCAAACUGCAAGCGGGUUCGUAUUGUGGGUGCUGUGCCCAAGGUAAAUCGAAUGAAUAGCCAGUAAAUCCAGAAGGCCCAAUUCGAACGUUCAAAAUGCCGUGAAACCAUUGCGGGAAUGUAUUUAUGUAUUUUAAAAAGUUUAAAAUAACUUAAUUUAGAUAAUAUUUUCAUACUGGGACAUUUUCCUUUUCCACUGGUUGAGGGUAAAUAUAAAAAAUUUCUUUCAACUUAUUCCGUGCUUUGAGAAGAAAACGUGGGAAUGAUGUUGAGAUUGAUUUUAACUUACAAGAACGUUUAAGGCAAUCGAUUGAAAUGUCAAUGUAAUGAUAGGCAUGGUUUUAAAAUCCUUUGUGCUCUGGCAUCUCCAGCAUAUUGUUUCGAUGAAACCGUCAACAACUCGGAUGCAUCGUAAUUUGUAAGCGCCUAUUAAUUACAUUAAUUAAAACAUCAUUUGUGUGCGCCGAAGUACAGAGUAAUGUUGCAGUCGUACACGGUCCUCUGAUCAUGAGUUCAAAAUACGUGAAUUUUUUCACUUUCUGCACUCUAAUUUUGCCAGCGUACCGUAUUAUUGUGUGUGCUUUUUGACCUUAUAAUGUAUCUAUAUUAAUCUGUAUGUUUAGAGAGUGUAUAUGUAACAGGAAUAAAAAAACAGUCAUUUCAUUUUAAGCGCUCAUAAUGUGGUCGAAUGGUUUUUGAACUCAGUGUAACUUUUGUAAAUGAAGUAGAGCUUAAAAUAAAACAUAGCAAACUUCCCUAGGAUUGCUAAAGAAUACAAUCAUUACUCUAUGAAUAUACGUCUUUUUUUUCUACCAUUGUAUAGAAACGAAGUUGUAGUUAAAUUGGUUAUGUGUUAUCAAUCCACAUUACAGGUGACUAACGAGUUCAUCUAAUACUUUAGAAGACAUUUUAUCAUUACGAUCGAAUCCCACAUCUGUUUUAAUCAAUCAUUGAGCAUUAUUACUAGCAGUAUGUGAUAAUAUGAAAUGCUAUAGGGACGGAUUGCAUUAGCUCAGUUAGAAUGAAUACAAAUAUUCCACACUAGAUUUGUUUACUAAAGAUGAAGCAAUGUCGUAGUAGCGAUGUUGUAGCACUGAGCAGGCUAAUAGCAAAAGCAAAUAAUUAUGUACAUGUUCGAUGAACUCGAAGUCUUGCGUGAAUUCGAUUAACUAUAAUGAACGACAAAGCCGACAACAGACAUUUUUUUAAUUUGUCACGAUGUGUCCAGAAAUGGGGAAAUAAUUAAUCUGAUGAAAUUGCACUCGCUUUAUAGAAGCGUACAUUGAUGCAGACAAUAGUGUAGUAUACAGUAAUGGCGGUUAAUUUAUACAGCCAACAUUUUUGUGCGAACUGACUAACAAAUUUGAAGGCAUAUUAUGUACGGAGACGCAUGUAGAACAUUAAAGAAAUUUCAAUGUAAGAAAAUUAACUGGAAAAUUGAAGAAUAUCGAUUGUAAACUGUGUUUUUGUAAUUAACAAUAGCACUAAUAUAAAAGUAUGAUAUUCGCACACAAUUAAGGCAGAAUAAACGAAAUGAUAUCAACAACUUACUAAAAACCAUUCGCCUGUAAUAAAUAGCGCCAUUUUAACACAAGUUGUGAAUUCACGUCAGCUGUGAAUCGUAAAUUUUAAGUCGUAUUUGUUUGGAAAAUUGUGUGAGCAACAAAGAAGCGAAAUCAUUCAUUUUAACACAAAGGAACCAAAAUGAGUAUAUUUAUAAAUCAAGGGUCGGGAUUUUGCAGGAUGAAUACGCGCAUAAUACAGCUAAUUUCUGUUCUAUUAUUGGUUUUUACGAUCGGAACUUACUACAGAGGAAAAUGUAAAUUUAACUUAUUUUCAAUAAUUUGAAAAAGAAAACCAUUUUCUUCCGAAAACUAUAAUUUGUAACAAGAACAGGAAGUAUUAUUCAGCAAUUUAUGUUUCGCAAAGCCAAUUUGACAAAUCAAUUUGUAACAACUUUUAGCAUCCAGAUCUUUUCGUAUUCAAAAAGCGCUAAUAGUCUUGCUUUAUUUGCCUCAGGUGGAUGCACUCAUUUGCUGGUAUGCAUAUACUCGCAGAAAGCAUAGAUGAGUGUCAUAUAGUAAACGAUAUCGAAUAGCAAUAGCAACGAACAGUUGUAGACAACCAGUCUUGCUUUUUAAAG